AGGAAGAGGGCGGAGGAGAGAAAAGCUGAGUAAUGCCGGGAGCCCUUUCGAAUGGCUGAUGCAAACCUGGAGAAUUUGCAUCAUGAUUUAUCCGGCCUAAGUGUCUGGGACAGGACCUUAAAUGCGGCGCACGAGGAAGCUGAGCUGGUUAGUAAUGAUAGGGCAACGGCAACGGCAACGGCGGCGGCGGCGGCGGCCCGAGAUGUAGAGGCCCGGGGGGCGCGGGAGACACCCGGCCGGAAGGCGGCCCGGAGGAGGAGGGAGGCCCGGGGCAGGGCCCGGGCCCGACCGACCGCCUGACCGCAAGGAGAGGGAGCCCCGGGGGCCGGGGGGCCCCAGGCGUCCGGAGCCAAGUCCCCUACCCACACCCCCACACCCCCCCACACACCCCCACACCCACACCCACACACAGAGCCGGACAGGCGCCCGCACCCGUCCCAAGGGUCCCGCAGCCAUGGUCCGAAAGCCGGCCGUGUCCACGCUGUCGCCCGGAGGCUACCUGCAGGGCGACGCGAGGGCCAGGCUGCCCGCCCCGGGCGGGACGGGGACGCACAAGGUCGUGCUGAAGAAGAAGAUCACGCUCCUCAGAGGGAUCUCCAUCAUCAUCGGCACCAUCAUCGGCGCCGGCAUCUUCAUCUCUCCCAAGGGGAUCCUGAAAAACACGGGCACGGUGGGCACGUCGCUCGUCGUCUGGACCGUCUGCGGAGUCCUCUCGCUCUUCGGUGCGCUCUCCUACGCUGAACUGGGAACGAGCAUCAAGAAAUCCGGGGGCCACUACACCUAUAUUCUGGAGGCUUUCGGCCCGCUCCCGGCCUUCGUCAGGGUCUGGGUGGAGCUGCUCAUCAUUCGCCCCGCUGCCACCGCGGUCAUAUCUCUGGCCUUCGGACGCUACAUCCUGGAACCGUUUUUCAUUCAGUGUGAAAUCCCGGACCUAGCCAUCAAGCUGAUCACAGCCGUUGGCAUCACCGCGAUCAUGGUGCUCAAUAGCAUAAGCGUCAGCUGGAGUGCUCGAAUCCAGAUCUUCCUCACCUUCUGCAAGCUCGUGGCCAUUUUGAUCAUUAUCGUCCCUGGAGUCAUGCAGCUGACCAAAGGACAAACCCAGCACUUUAAAGAUCCGUUCACGGGAAGAGAUGCCAGUAUUAUGGGGUUGCCCCUGGCCUUCUACUCGGGCAUGUACGCCUACGCCGGCUGGUUCUACCUCAAUUUUGUAACCGAAGAGGUGGAGAACCCCGAGAAAAACAUCCCCCUGGCCAUAUGCAUCUCGAUGGCCAUUGUCACCGUGGGAUACGUAUUAACCAACGUGGCCUAUUUCACCACCAUCAGCGCCGAGGAGUUGCUGCUUUCAAAUGCGGUGGCGGUGACCUUCGCCGAGAGACUGCUGGGAAACUUCUCACUCGCCGUCCCCAUCUUUGUCGCCCUGUCCUGCUUUGGCUCCAUGAAUGGUGGCGUCUUCGCUGUGUCCAGGUUGUUUUACGUGGCCUCCCGGGAGGGGCACCUGCCAGAAAUCCUGUCCAUGAUCCACGUACGCAAGCACACCCCUCUGCCGGCCGUCAUCGUCCUGCAUCCUCUGACCAUGAUCAUGCUCUUCACCGGCAACCUCUACGGGCUCUUGAAUUUCCUCAGCUUCGCCAGAUGGCUUUUUAUUGGGCUGGCGGUCGCCGGGCUCAUCUACCUCCGAUACAAGCGGCCCGAGAUGCCGCGUCCUUUCAAGGUGCCGCUGUUCAUUCCGGCUUUGUUUUCUUUCACCUGCCUCUUCAUGGUGGCAUUAUCGCUCUACUCCGACCCCUUCAGCACGGGCAUUGGCUUUGUGAUCACCUUGACCGGGGUGCCUGCCUACUAUCUUUUCAUCAUCUGGGACCAGAAGCCCAAGUGGUUUCGAAGACUGUCAGAGUCCAUCACCAGAACGCUGCAGAUCAUCCUGGAGGUGGCGCCAUCCGAGGACGGACCCAAACUCUGAGGCCCCGCGGGCUGGGCUCGGCGCUCUCGCCCCAGCCAGGGACCUCUUGGGACAGAAGAGGGUGAGGAGCCUGGCCCCCGCCUAGCGGGACCUCGGAGGUUAGCCAGCGCGGAUCUCACUCGCAGUUAAGGGAGUCAGCGACUCUAGCCGUAGUUUGCUUUCACGGCCCAGCCCAACACGAAAUGGGAAGGCGUAGAUCUCAGUGCGUGCCCGGGAGCGAACCGGCCCUCCUGUCCCCAGCUGACCUCAUCCCCGGGCAUAACAGAUGCCCACCCUUCUGGAAGCCAAAAAUGAGAAACAGUUCCCCCACGGUAUCCCCUGGGCAGGUUCCCCAGACGGCCCAGCGGAACGGAUCGUGUCUUCGGCUGAAGACCGUCGGGCAUUUUCUGCACGUGACCGUUCCGGGAGGUGCUUUCCAGGGCGGUGGCCCCGCCCGCCACUGUGGGGAGCGGCUCCUAGGGAGAGACACGCACACCCUCUUGGCUCUCGCCACUAACCCGGAGCACUUACUUCAUAACCCAGCUGGCGGAGCUCGUCUGAUGUUGGAAGGGAGGGCACGCCGGCCUCCAGAGGUCGGGGGUGGAGGGAGGGGAGGGCGGCUUCGGGGCCGCCGUCCAUUCGGCCCAGGUGUUCAACUGAAAACCCGAGACGUUGUCAGGGUAAGAUCUGGAUGCGGAAUUGGGGAAAUCAUUGGAUCUGGUCUAAGUAAAAGGCAAGGACUGUACGUCCUCAGAAGACCGUGCACCCUGAAAAAUUCCACAAAAAACAAAAAAGGGAUCCCAGGGCUGCCUUGGCCUGGUCUUAACACCUCCCCGGGUGAUUCAGAGCUGAGCCACUGACUCUGUGACAACUGUCACUCCACCAGCUGAGUGUCAGAAACAAACCAUUUUGGCUCUGGCACUCUUUUACCUGUAACAGUUUGUCUCAGCGGAGCACCUUUUCGGGUCAGUACCCGGAAACCUGGUGGAAAGGUUUUGCACCCUCCCACCUAUUUCUAUGCUGGAAUGAUUCUGCAGACUCACUUUAGAUGCAUGCCCUUUUAGGGCCUCUUCCACAAAAUCUAUUCAGAAGAGUUAUCUAAUAUGCACUGCAAAAGGUUUUUAUAAAAUUACCAUCGGCUCUGGGGAAAGAUUAGUCCGAAUUUUGAUUGUAUUUCUACUAAUUUGUGACUACUGAAAAUUUCAUUUUAGCCAUCAUCACUGGGGAGAGGAAAACGAUAUGACUGAUUUGUAUCCGAAGGGUUUCGCAUGGUGUGUGUGUGUGUGAAUGUGGGCGUGUGCGUGUGAGUGAGAGAGAUUUUUAAGCCAUGAAUCCAGCAGUGAAUUUCUCGUAUGCCUUUGUGAUCAAAUUUCAAAAGACGGAACUGAGUCCAAUACCAACCGGUCGCUUUCUCUGUGGGAAUGCCAUCGGCACCCGAGCAGGAUCUCGUUGGAGAAGCCCACCGUGACAGCGACGAGGAGCCGCUGAGCUCAGAGGGCCACCUGCAUCUCCCUGAAAGGGUGGGAGUUUGAGAGGACACCCGUCCAUCACUGCAAAUGAGUUUUCAAGACAGACAUCCUCCCGCACUGAGGGAAGAGCCAUGGCCACCCUUUCUCACAUCCUUUCCCUCCCUCACACCCACACCGCUGCCUCCACGCAUCCAGGUUUGAGCCCCUGGCCGGUGCCGGGCUACUGGGCCUGCAAUCGGAGAGCCGCGUCCGGCUCCGAGGCCGGCGGUGAGGGGCCCCCGAGCUGGACGUUCCUCUAACGAGCCCUGUGUCCUCCCCACGGGAGGUCAGAAUCUGCUCGGGCACCACCAUCAGACCUCCCUGACCGAGUCCAUUAGAAACACAACAACCCAGAAAAGCUCAGAGAAGCCAGCGGUGGAACGCUGGAAGACAUCGGUCAAUCAAUGUUAUGAUUGAGUACUUGGGGUGCAGAGCACUGUUCUAAGCACUCGGGAAAGUACAAAAUAGAGUCUGCAGACAAGAUCCCUGCCCACAGGGAGCUUAAGUCUAGAGGUGGAGCUUAGGUGUAGAGAUCUGCAUUUUUACAGAGCAGUCAAAGAGGGAGGAAAGAGUAGGUAUCUUUCGGUUGGAUAUUUACCUAUUGUAGAAAGUUGCUACAUCGGCACCAUUUCCUGCUGCAGGAGGACUUUUUGACACCAAUUGCUUGUGGUGAAUUUUUCUCUGCUGCCUUUCGUGGGUGAGACGCCGGCCGUGAUACCUUUUCCAAGAUAUCAUACAGAGGUAGCAGAGUAUUACAUGAAUUGUACUUGACAAAUAGGUAUAUAUUAAUUCAGAAUCAGUGAUGAGCUUGGAAUAACAUGACAGGUAGAUUUACGCGUCACCUGUUUCUUUGGAGCCGGAGAUCUGGACGUCCAAUCUACCAGCUAGUAUGGAACAAGUAACACCAUUCAGCCCAAGACAGUCCAGUUGGAAUAUCAGCUCACGGCGUUAAACCCCACCAGCCAUCCAAAGGACGCCAUCUGAGGGCUCGCCUCAUUGUCUGGCCCCCAGAUUGCUGUCCGAUGCCACCCACGAGGCCGGAGGAGCCAUUUCAAAUGCUCCGACUGGGGGUCCCAAAGCUCUCUUUGUUUCCGAUGGGCGAUAUGAGCGACAGCCCACAGAAAAGACUGAUUCCACGAUGGAUGAAUGUCUUGACAACAGUUUUGCAGCCGAGAGGAAUUAAUGAGCUACGACACCCGCUUUUGAUGGAUCACGGCUCGGCCUUUGAACGCUGUGAUAGGUAGAGGAUGAGGGAUUUCGCGUGUCUUCUUGAUCAGUCCUCAAUGCUGCAAAUCUUUAUCCACCCAGCCAAGCUAUGGUGGAUAAUAUCUGGGAAUAAGAAAUGAUUUUAGAACAACCAAAAGCCCUAUGGACUCCAGAAAGUCGCCGGUAGAUGCUUUAUCUUAUUCCGGCUUGCAGAUCCAAGGGUUAUCCAAGGGAAACAGAUGCCAGAGGGUCCCCGGAUAGAAAGCCCCUCUGGGGAUCCGGUCGACUUGGGAUGAACCCGAUAGGGCUGAACUGUGCUGGCGGUCUGCCGCUCCAUCUCUGCAAUGGGCUACGUUUACUCUGUCAUUCAGAUGCGACCUGUGCUAUCUGCUGAAUAGUUGUGAUUUGUGAGGCAGUUACACUGCACAGCAAGACCUUGGUAGCUAGAAGAAAAUGAUUAGAAGAAUUUUAGUUUAUUUUUGGAAUUAUAGGCAGGAGAUUUAGGUCAUGACUAUUAAAGUCGAAAUCUAGGUGAAUAUAUUUUGGGGGACUGCAUAGAACUGUAAUAUAUUAAUUCUGGAACGAGUUAGGCAUUUCAACAACAACCCAAACAUAGGUUGUCCCAAUCGGUUCCGGACGGAACCUCCCGUGGGGGCUGGAUAAUUAUCUCGCCUGUGCUGCUGAUGGGUGGAGGGGGACUGGGUGCUGCUGUCUAUUCUGAGUUCCUGUUUACAUUCCCUUAUCCUUCCAUGAAAACAGUGUUUGGGGAAUUUUCAAACAUCUCAUUCAUAACCUGGUUGAGGAUUUGUUCACAUCUGCCCCCAUGAGGGUUCCAACUCCUAGGAGGCAACUGUGUCUGAAGACUGGAGAAAUAACAACGGCGGGGGCCUGUCUGUCAUUCAUUUUUCAAUUUUGCCAUCUGUUGGGAUGGGUUGAAAAUCCAGAUUUGGCUGCUGACAGUCUUCAAUUCUCUGUGGCCCUGAGGUCAGUGAGUUGUGCUGAGGUAACUGAGGCACAGAUAAAUUAAGUGGCUCGACCUAGGUAACGCAGCGGACAGGUGGCGCAGCCUGGAUUAGAACAAACGUCGUCUGUCUCCCAAGCCCAUGCUCUUGCCACUAAGUCAUGCUGCUUCUCAAGAUUGAGAAUUCACGCUCUGCCCCGUGCUUGGGCAUCACCUGAGCCCAAGGCCUAAGGUCACCAGACCCAGAUUCCUCUAGUCCUCCGACUGGAACCCGAAAGUAUUUCGGGGCUAGGAGUUCACCAGAAGCGGUCAAGUGGCAAACGUUUCUCGCCCAGUGACACUUCCUGUAAAUCCUGUGACACUUACAACCCUUCUCUGUUGCAAUACUGUCCCUGACAACCUCCAUGUUGAGAAAGCAGGAGAUAUUGAGUCUCUUCUCGUAGCUUCAGGGAGCUAUACAGACUGGGGAGUGCCAUCAAAAAGUAUCUUUCAGUCCAUUUUGUAAGCAGGUCAUCAGCCCAACCAGCUCCUUUCUCUGCAUGGUUAAGACAGACUGGUUUUCCAGAAGGCGCUUAGCUCAUCAUGCCUAUUUCUGUUGGAUGAUGGCGUGUAACACGGGAAAAGGCAAUCCGUAUGGCCCAGUAAGCGAUGAUGUUUUCUCCACACUCCACGGCCGACCAACAGGCGGUGAGACAGUGAGUGUUCCUGGCUGAACCGAGAGCCGGCUCCCAGAGCUUUAGGAGAUAAAUCAGGGGAAAAGAGGAGGGUGUAUCCUGCCUGGAUUCGGAAGGUCUGAUGGACACAGUCAUCUUUUCUGUCCGCUGAGGAGUUUCCCUAAGACUCUUGGGUAAUGAUCUGCUUCUCUUCCCUGUCCCUGGAAGUCUGGUGGAGUAUGAAGGGCUCGUUUCCAGGGACUGCCAGAGAGCAAGUGGCGGUGUCCUGAUGAGGAGCCUCUGGUGUCUGGCAGUUGGGUGGAUUGACUCAGGAGUUGGGCGUGUCUUUCGAAGGAUGGCUUCCCAGUUCAGUUUUUCCAAACCCAAAACUCGUACAAGCAUCAGGCAGAACGGACGGAUCGGGGCCAAACGGAACAUCCAGAAACACGGCCUCAUCGCAGGGUGCCUGGGGUGUGAGGCCGUGGCCUGAACCGGACCCGACAGGCCGGGGGAACCACCGGCCUGACUCCUGUUCGCUGGGCCCGGUGGCCGCGAGUCCAGCCCGGCCGCAGGCCGACCUCUCCGCCGCCCUCGCCUCCUUGGACCGUGCCGCGCCCAUGAGUCCUGCGAGUCCGGGCACCUGGAAGCUGAGCGAGGGUGGUGGCGGUGGGGUUAGCCUUCUGGGCUGGAAAUGCUGGCACGGUGGCUCACCUUUGACCUGAACCCCUUGGAGCCUGCUGGGGGUAGUAGAACCUUCACUGAGUAAGGUGGGAAAUGCCGCUCCUCUCUACCUCUUCACACCACAGAGGCUCCCUGGCCCUUCCUCUUCAUGCCACAUAGAUGGCAUCGAGCGAGACGCCUGCCAGCCCGUCCUCCAACCCUAGGGUUAAAUACUUGAAACGGAGAGAAGGCUCCUGGCCGCCCCUGAGGGGAGAGAGCCUGCUCCACCUAUCUCACUACUCCUGGGGCAUCGGCACGGUCGGCGUGGCGUUGGGGAAGGGGUGUCUGUGUGUGUGGCUGUGUGUGUGUCGGGGGGCAGGGUCACCUACUGUGUGUCUCUGGCUGGAAGGCAGCGUGGCGUCCAAUACCCGUCAACAUCGUGAUGUCGUUUCAUGGGAACCUACUUAUAGGCACACCUGUAGGCUUUUAGCUGGCUUCUUCUGUACUGUAUAUCUUUGUUUGUAAAUAUUUUCACUUGAGAACACUUGCAAAAAAUUGUGUUUCUGUUACAGAAAUUGAAAACCAAAUAAAUAUUUGGAUAGAGUUUACAAUAA
Messenger RNA from Ornithorhynchus anatinus (platypus), 7538 nucleotides. It is a transcript of the gene SLC7A11, whose product is annotated as solute carrier family 7 member 11. The transcript has 12 exons. The record is from RefSeq and is a predicted model, not a curated record. Lineage: Eukaryota; Metazoa; Chordata; Mammalia; Monotremata; Ornithorhynchidae. Gene Ontology annotation, cellular component: membrane. The coding region runs from base 455 to 1957 and encodes 500 amino acids. Gene Ontology annotation, biological process: amino acid transmembrane transport. Gene Ontology annotation, molecular function: L-amino acid transmembrane transporter activity.